AUGGGCAUUGUAAAUCAAAAAGGGAACAAGUCUAGACAAACCAACGUGCUGAUCACGGUUGCUGGAUGGAUUUCAAAUGGAGCCGAUGAUCACACUUUUCCAUUCUCUACUCUUGAACCGGGUCACAAUGGUGAUCAGUACACGCUUAUUUGGGAAACCAAAGCACUCCAGGAACUCGGAUCUGCACUUCGUAUUCUGCUGUCAGAAGUCACUAGUUUUAUUUUACAACAAGGAAUUCAAGCCACACUUUUGCCUGUGCUUAUGGCUGGUCUCACUGGCCCACUCUGGAUGAUUAAGCUCACAUAUCUUGUCGAUAAUCCAUGGGGGAAUGCACUGACCAAGGCAGAAAAGGCAGGCCGCGUGCUUGCAGAUACUUUGAUGGGACAGGUUCAAGGCAACAGGCCUGUUACUCUUGUUGGAUUUUCACUUGGAGCUCGAGUGAUUUACUUUUGCUUGUUGGAACUUGCUGCCCAUGGUGCACAUGGUAUUAUUGAAGAUGUUUACAUGUUUGGUACUCCAGUUAUUGGGUCUCGCAAAGCAUGGGAAAAAAUCUCAUCCAUUGUCGCAGGAAAGGUUGUCAAUGGAUACACUCAAAACGACAUGCUAUUGGGUGUUUUGUACCGCGCAUCUCUUGCAGCUUGGUCUGAAGUUGCUGGACUUCGUCCUGUAAACGAUGUUCCUGGUAUUGAGAAUAUGGAUCUUAGUGAUACUGUCAAGGGCCAUUUGGACUAUCGAUCU
Molecule: messenger RNA, 738 nt
Organism: Batrachochytrium dendrobatidis JAM81
Lineage: Eukaryota; Fungi; Chytridiomycota; Chytridiomycetes; Rhizophydiales
Exons: 1
Source: RefSeq, a predicted model, not a curated record